Messenger RNA from Ricinus communis (castor bean), 1317 nucleotides. RefSeq names its product pathogen-associated molecular patterns-induced protein A70. The transcript has a single exon. The record is from RefSeq and is a predicted model, not a curated record. Lineage: Eukaryota; Viridiplantae; Streptophyta; Magnoliopsida; Malpighiales; Euphorbiaceae. Bases 97 to 1047 code for a protein of 316 amino acids.
AAGAAUAUCCUUCAAAAUAUAACUCUUCCUACAGCCAUCCACCCGUUCCUAUCUCCUCCAUUUCUCAAACUGAUACUGUCCCAAAAACUCAAAGCCAUGUUUGAAGAAUCUGUAACAUCUAUACCCUCAAUCUGGGCAUCCAUGAACAGUUGGUUCACUCCAACUGUUCUUUUUCUCUUCCUCAAUCUCAUGAUUGGCACCAUUUAUGUCACUUCCAGCUUAGCCACCCAAAAACCACACCAAGAAGACAAACAACUACAAGCACACCACCACCAAAUCGCUAGAUCUCCUUCUGUUCUUCAAAGGCUCAAAUCCAUCAACUUUCACAGUUAUAGAUCCCCUGAACCCACUACUGUAACACUUGAGAAAACUCACCAAUUUGAUAAUAGUAGUAAUACCCCUUUCAGUUUCCAGCAAUCUCCGCUAGAAGAAUACCAUCAAAACCAACCCUUUCUCUCUAGAUCUCCUUCUAUGCUUCAAAGAAUCAAGUCCAUUAAUCUUUACAAUUACUUCUCUCAAGAACUACCCAAUAACCAAGAAACACACACCUCUGCUACAACUGCUAUUACUACUACCAUUACCCAUUUCACUCCACAUCAAGAUUUACAACAAGAACAAGAACAGCUUCAAGAACAACAAGUGGAGGAAAAAGAAGAAGAAUUAGAAGAAAGUGAAGAUAAAAUACAAGACCAAGAACAGACACUCGAUGAGAUAUACAGCAAGUUAAAGAAUAAUAGUAAAGUGAGCAGGUCUAAAUCAGACACAAAUCCAACAUCUGGUGAAGUACCCAAAAAGCUUUCAAAGAAAAUGAAGAAAUCAGCUAGUGCCAAGUCUGCUUUUGCCCAUUUUGAAGAAGACGAUGACAUUGUGGAGUCUCGCAGGCCAGCCACUGUGAGGGAAGGGAAGAGUGGUCAUAAAAUGACAGAGGUGGAUGACGCUGAAGUGGAUGCUAAAGCUGAUGACUUCAUCAACAGGUUUAAGCAGCAGCUGAAGUUGCAAAGGAUUGAUUCUAUUAUCAGGUACAAGGAGAAGGUUAACAGGGAGUAAUGGAAACUAAUUAAAGCUGCCUUCUUUUAAAUUUAGUUUUCUUGAUUUAAAAUUAUUUUUAAUUUUCAUUUUGGCAAAUUUGGUUCAAAAAUUUUAGGGUUUUUAUUGAAUAUAUUUUAUUGAGGUAGAUCCACUUCAUGGAAAACCUGAAAAAAAGAAGAAGAAGAAGAAAACAUUGCUGUUGUGCUUGUGUAUGGUUAACUAUUAAUUUGUCCAAAUAUGCUCUUAUUAUUUGGUUAUUAAAAGAAAAUUCCAUUUCUUUUCUAAAUA